Messenger RNA from Labrus mixtus (cuckoo wrasse), 5862 nucleotides. RefSeq names its product netrin 1a (gene ntn1a). The record is from RefSeq and is a predicted model, not a curated record. The transcript has 7 exons. NCBI's taxonomy places the organism in Eukaryota, Metazoa, Chordata, Actinopteri, Labriformes, Labridae. Gene Ontology annotation, molecular function: protein binding. Bases 342 to 2162 code for a protein of 606 amino acids.
AUGAGCUGAUCCACGGCUGUGCCAAGCAAGAUCCGAGAGAGAGAGAGAGAGAGAGAGAGAGAGAGAGAGGGGGGAAGAGGAGAGAGUGAGAGUGAGAGUGAGAGAGAGAGAGAGAUUGUGUAAAGACCGGCAGGAGGAGUGGGACUUGCUAUAAGGACACUAGCGACUCUUAAAUCCAGCAGCUGCUCUGUUUUUUACGCAGCAGAUUUGAAGAAACAAACAUCUACACAGGAGGAGCUGGGAGUGAAGGGAAAGCCUCCUGAUACAUCGCCGCUGUUUCACAUCUUCAGGAAUCAUCCUCAGCGGCAGACUAACUCGGGGGACCACCAGGACCUGCUACCAUGACCCGGGCUGUGGAUGUUGUGCUCACCGCUUUGCUCGCCGCGUCCCUCUCGUGCCGGUGCGCCCUCGCCGGUUACGGGAUCAGCCUGUUCGCGGCGCAGACCUCCCCCCCGGACCCCUGCUACGACGAGCACGGCAACCCGCGGCGCUGCAUCCCGGACUUCGUCAACUCCGCCUUCGGCAAGGAGGUGAAGGUGUCCAGCACCUGCGGCAAGACCCCCAGCCGCUACUGCGUGGUGACCUCCGCGGAGAAAGGGGACGAGAGGACCAGGAACUGUCACACCUGCGACGCGUCGGACCCGAGGAAGUACCAUCCUCCGGCGUACCUCACGGACCUCAACAACCCGCACAACCUCACGUGCUGGCAGUCGGAGAACUUCAUCCAGUACCCGCAGAACGUCACCCUGACUCUGUCCCUGGGGAAGAAGUUCGAGGUGACUUACGUGAGCCUGCAGUUCUGCUCGCCGCGGCCUGAAUCCAUGGUGAUUUAUAAGUCCAUGGACUACGGGAAAACCUGGGUGCCCUUUCAGUUUUACUCCACGCAGUGCCGGAAGAUGUACAACAAACCGAACCGAGCCGCGAUCACCAAGCAGAACGAGCAGGAGGCCGUGUGCACGGACUCCCACACCGACAUGUACCCUCUGACCGGCGGCCUCAUCGCCUUCAGCACGCUGGACGGGAGACCCUCCGCGCACGACUUUGACAACUCCCCGGUGCUGCAGGACUGGGUCACGGCCACCGACAUCAAAGUCAUCUUCAGCCGGUUGCACACGUUCGGGGACGAGAACGAGGACGACUCGGAGCUGGCCCGGGACUCGUACUUCUACGCCGUGUCCGACCUGCAAGUUGGGGGGAGAUGCAAGUGCAACGGCCACGCGUCCCGGUGCGUAAAGGACCGGGACGGGAGUCUGGUGUGCGAGUGCAAACACAACACCGCGGGGCCGGAGUGCGACAGGUGCAAACCUUUCCACUACGACAGACCGUGGCAGAGAGCCACAGCCCGGGAGGCCAACGAGUGCGUGGCCUGCAACUGUAACCUGCACGCGCGGCGCUGUCGUUUCAACAUGGAGCUGUACAAGCUGUCGGGGAGGAAGAGCGGAGGAGUCUGCCUCAACUGUCGCCACAACACAGCCGGGCGCCACUGCCACUACUGCAAGGAGGGCUACUACAGAGACCUGUCCAAACCCAUCUCGCACAGGAAGGCCUGCAAAGCAUGUGAUUGCCAUCCCGUGGGCGCUGCUGGCAAAACCUGUAACCAAACCACAGGACAAUGUCCCUGUAAAGACGGCGUGACCGGUAUCACGUGCAACCGCUGCGCUAAAGGCUACCAGCAGAGCCGCUCGCCCAUUGCCCCCUGCAUAAAGAUUCCCGUUGCACCUCCUACGACCCCGUCCAGCAGUACAGAGGAGCCAUCAGACUGCGACUCUUACUGCAAGGCUUCGAAAGGCAAACUGAAGAUCAACAUGAAGAAGUACUGCAAGAAAGAUUACGCCGUCCAGGUGCACAUCCUGAAGGCGGACAAAGCCGGCGAGUGGUGGAAGUUCACCGUCAACAUCAUCUCCGUGUACAAGCAAGGCGAGAGCCGCAUCCGCCGCGGCGACCAGUUCCUGUGGGUCCGCGCCAAGGACGUGGCCUGCAAGUGUCCCAAGAUCAAGCCGGGGAAGAAGUACCUGCUGCUGGGGAACGACGAGGACUCCCCCGGGCAGAGCGGGGUGGUGGCAGACAAAGGCAGCUUGGUUAUCCAGUGGAGGGACACGUGGGCGCGCAGGCUCAGGAAGUUCCAGCAGCGCGAGAAGAAAGGCAAGUGCAAGAAGCCAUAGACGAUGGGGAGGGGGGAGGGGGGGGGGGGAGAUGGAGAGGAGAGCUGAGCGGGUCGUUUGAAAAAAAAAAAAAAAAAAAAAAAUUGGAAGAGAGGCAGGCGGAGGACCACGGACAGACAAGAGACUGUUUAUGUCGCUGCUUUUUUUUGUGUAGAAGCAUGAAGAGAAUUAUUUAGGAUGUUUUUUUUCUAGUGAACUUUUGUUGAAGGAGCUCACCCUGCAGAUUUGGUGUGAUGGUUUUUAUUUUACUCUGAGAUCUGUCUCUCUCGUGGAUUUUUGCCGAAUUUGCACCUAUUACCAGCAUAUAAAGUUAUCUGUGUUCCUUUUAUCUCCGUAUGACAGCAUUAUAUUUUGUACAUUGUUGAUUUCAUGGACGUUUACUGCUGGUUCUAAAAAUGACACAGAACAAAAAAAAAAAAAAAAAAGCCACUUCUAAGCCGCUGCAGGUUUUUUAACCUGUGUGGGUUUCAGUCACGAGUCCUUCUUUAAGAAUUGUGCCAUAAAACCUUUUUUUUUUUUUUUAUCCACAUGAAUGCACAGCACAUUUAUCGACAUAUUACUUCCAUCAUUUCCCCUUUUUUUUUUUACAAAACCAGGUACAUCUGUGACUCAAGAAACAUAAAACAUGUCGUCCUACAUUUAAGAUUUUUACAAUGGAAGAAUUUCAUGAUGUCAGGAGAGACUUAAAGAUGAAUCUGUCGCUUUACCCCCCCUCCCUGAAUAAUCUCUGGUUUGCUUAAAUAAUCUGUUGGGUCCUUUUUUGUCUUUACUGGUUGGAUUCUACUGGUUCUGUAUUUUCUACAAAGCUGCAUGUGAACGCUUCACAUCUGAUCCUGAUACUUCCAGUUAGCCGACCACUAGUGAUGCUCCAGAUUCUGAAGUUUUAUAUAAAUGAGUUGAUUUGAUUUACGGAGGACAGGCUGCGGUAAAAAUCACAAAUUUUGCAUUUACAAAACCCACAUUUUUACAAAAAUUGGAUUUCCAAAAACGCACUGAUUUACUGAGUUACUGAUAUUUUUUAUUUUCUAUUUAACAAACCCUGCAGGAGCUUUUAACCCUAAAGAAGGAGAAAGGCUAACAUUAUCGAUUUAUUUUUAACAAAAUAAAACCCCAGAACAUCUUUUCUUGGAUCACUAAUAUGCAGAAAAAUAAUAUGGCCUCUUUAGUUUUUUUUUUGUUUUUAAUGAAUUUGAUCCACAUUUAAGUGAGAAUAUUUCCAGGAAAAUUCACAGAAGACAAAAUGUGUUUGGGCUUUUAUUGUGGCGGGUCGUGCUGUGUGGGUGAAAGUACAGCAUGAAGAUGUGCACACAAGAGCAUCAAUUAAGACUUUGGUGUCAAUGUAAACAUUUUUCUUUUCUACCAGCUCGUGAAAAACUAAUAUUUGAAGACGAUAAAUGACGACAGAUGAUUUUUAAGGUGGAAGCCAAAUGUUAAAAAAUAUAAUCCUGAGGACGACGCAGUGCAUGGAAAUGUUAGUCCCUUGCACCUAAAUACAUUUGCCUUAAGUGAUUCAUGUGCUCCAGUACUUCCUUUGGAUCCGCUCUGAGAGAAGGAGUCCACUGAAUUAUGUUAAAACGUCUUAAGGUCCGCCUCUGAGAGCAACGACCUGCAUUUGUGGAGCGGAGGAAGUGCAAGAGUUUCCUUCUGCCUUGUUAACAAAAAUAGAGUUUAGCUCACUGAAUGAUAAUUUUGAUGUCAAUAAAAGAAUAAGAGAUAAAGGUAAAAAAAAAAAAAAAAACCCUGAACAACAAACCGUACAUGUUCUCAAAGGAGGAGGAUGAAAUUUAAAGUUACUUCCUCUCACCUCUUCUUUACUUUUCAAAAUAAAACUACAACACACACAUCUCCUCAGUGUCAUUAGUAGAGACAAUAAAGAAGGUUGUCACCGUCUCUCCUCUUCCCUUGAACCCAGUGGAAAUAUUUUCUUUGCACAGUUUCUGAAUCCAACGUGCUUGCUUUGAGUUAUGUUAAAAUCCACCCCACAGAUUCUUACAUCUUUAGUUUUCAUCGAUGUUUGAAUGCAGAUUGUAAGAGGAGGGAUUAGCAUCGGAAUCAGAAGACGACGAGGAUGUCCUUACCUCAUGUGCUGCAGCGGUGAAUCCGUCAUGAAAAAGCUCACACACUUAUCAUGAGCGUGUGUUUUUCCUGGAAUCCACCUCUUCUCCUUUUCCAUCUCUAUAAAAUCAGAUCCAACGUUCCUAUGAGGGAGCAUUUAAAUACAGUCCCAGUCCACACACACACACACACACACACACACACACACACACUCUUUUGCAAACACAAUGCAUGACUGUACAUUCUCUUUAAAGAAGGGACACUCAGGAGCUGCAGUGUCCCUUUGACCUGUCACAUUCAUUCUCUUCACCUCCACACUCGCACAGGGACAAACGGGCUGAAUUGCAAUCGCUUGGUGCUGCUCGAUUCAAAUCACAUCGCUCGUUUUUAUUUUAUUUAGUGUGCAGUUUCAGUUUGGAUUCCUUUGGAGGGAUGCAUGUAGAAAAACACAGCUCAGGUUUGUAAAAAUCAAUAAAUGGGGACUCCUUUCAGUCCAUGUUAACACACACGUGUUCGAUGUUCUAGAGGAUUUUAUUCAGUAUGAGUGAUAGUAACUCGAAAGGUAUUUUUUUAACAAAUGGUUUUCAUCUAGUGGAUCUCUACGGAAGCCCUGACUGGACAUACAUCGGUACAUUUCAUUAAGCUCUGUGUUCCCGUGAAAACAAUUUCUAGAAAUCUCAACGAGGGCCGUCAAACGAUUCCUCACGAUCAAACGCUAAAAUUCAAAAGUUAAUUGCAAUUAAUUAAAUUUAUUAUUGUGAACUUACAUUACUUUGCAUUUCAAAAACUGUUUUUGUCAUGCUUUUAUUUUGUAUUUUUAAGCUAAGAGUACUGUACUUCCUGUUAAGAUAACAACCUGCUUUUAUUUUGGAAGAAAAUAAUAAAUGUUUGGAUGCAUGACCCUUUAGGGCUUCCUUACAACUUCCUUCAUUUAAAUGAAAAUAAUUUCUGAUUCUCUUUGACCUGAAAGCCUCAUGGAUCGAUUUCACCAGAGUUCAACUGUAAAAAAAAAAAAAAAGAAGAUAAUCUGUGUAGGGUUAGACGACGUCCAUAAGAAUGUUACAUGCUCCGCCAGCAUCACUGAUGACAUCAUUGUACACACUAUGAUCACAUGUUCCUGCCUUCAUGUCUCACUCCGCACCACAACUGUCCAUGUCAGUGUUUCUGUUUGGCUCAAAGUCGUCUGUAACCUUUAGAGUCCGUGGAGCCUCAUGCUGUAAAUUUGACAUCCUGUGUCCUGAGCGAUGGUUUGACGAGCUUCCUGAUGAACCGCCACACACACACAGACACACACACACACACACACACAGACACACACACAGACACACCUGUCAAAGCGUGUUGCUUUGUGUUCAUACUAUGAAUUGUAAAUGUUGUUUAGUUGUCACCAUUGCCAAGACUUUUUGCAAUGUUGUUUUACAAUGCGUACUAAUAUAUUAUGGUUAUUAUAUAUGAAUAUAUUUAAUGACACAAGACAUUGUGGAUUUUAUUGUCUUUUUUUCCAACUCUAUUUUUUUUUUUUUGUAUUUUGUUUGUGCUCGUUUUAGAUUGUUGCCAUUAAAGAAGGAAAUAACUACUGAACACACCAACCUGGUAGAACUAAAUUCAGAUUUUCAGUUCAAAUAAACUCUUGUUACAUUCAAAA